CUGCAGAGUGUGAAGAUGGCUAACGCCGUAACCUCCUACGACCAGCUCGCCCACCAGGUGGAGGCGCUCCGCAAGGAGAACUCCCACCUGCGGAGGGAGCUGGAGGACAACUCCAACCACUUGUCCAAACUGGAGACGGAGACAAGCGGCAUGAAGGAAGUGCUGAAGCAGCUGCAGAGCAAACUGGAGCAGGAGGCGGGAACCCUGGCGUCGUCAGGGAGGAGCGACGUUCUGCAUCAACUCAAAGAGCUCCACAUGGACCUCACUAAUUACUACGAACUCAAACACCAACCUCACAACCUGCGGCUGUUGCCGGACAGUCUGGGAGGGGCGGGGCUCACAGGCGCCGGAGGGGCGGGUGCAGACGGGAUCCGAGGGGCGGAGUUAGACGAUCACCUGGCCAUGCCUCUCUCCUCGUGCUCCUCCUCGUCCUCGGUCGCUGCGUUGGGUCGGACCAGGAGUCCGCUCCGAGCUGCGUCGCGUCAGAGCGCAGUGUCCGCGGGCGAGGCCGCCGCCCUGCUGCCGCAUCACUUCCUGGACGGAGCCCCGCCCAAAACAGCUGUGAUCAGUGGAGCGGACGGGCGACAGAGCGACCAUCACCUAGAGGAGCUAUACAAAGAGAGGAACCUGCUGCUGGGGGAGAUCGACCGGGAGGAGAGAGAGCGCUGCUGGUACUUCAGCCAGCUGGAGGCGCUGUCCCAGAGACUGGUCCAGCUGCCCCGCAUCGACACAUUCUCCCUGCAGAUGGACCUGAUCCGGCAGCAGCUGGAGUUCGAGGCUCAGCAGCUUCGAUCUGUGAUGGAGGAACGAUUCGGCUCCAGUGAUGAGAUCGUUCACCGGACGCAGGUGCGUGUUGCUCGUCUGGAGCAGCUGGAGACGGAGCUGCAGGAGACCCGAGGCAGUCAGGAGAGUCAGCUGCAGCUGUCUGGAGCUGAGAAGCCCCCUGCUGGUGAACCGGAGAACUCGUCAGCUGCAGCAGCUGCAGGAUCAGACGCUCCUGCAGACGGAGGCAGCAAGGUGGAGAUGGUCUUCUGGUUGCUGUCCAUGCUCGCCAACAGAGACAAGGAAGAGAUGUCCCGGACUCUUCUGGCCAUGUCCAGCUCUCAGGACAGCUGCACUGCCAUGAGGAAGUCCGGCUGCGUCCCCCUGCUGGUCCAGAUCCUGCACGAAGCCCCGGGUGCUGGAGGUGGUGCUGGAGAGACCACGACGACAGGCAGCACCACGGGGGGCUGCAGCCGAGAGGCCAAAUCCAGAGCCAGCGCCGCCCUCCACAACAUCAUCUACUGCCAGCAGGACGAGGGCCAGGCCCGGCGGGAGAUGAGGGUCCUGCACAUGCUGGAGCAGGUCCGCACCUACUGCGACAGCGGCUGGGACUGGAUCGAGAGCCACGCCACCAUGCCUUCACCUGGAGGAUCCAGAACCACCGAUAUUCCAGAACCCGUGGACCCUCAGAUCUGUCAGGCCAUGUGCGCCAUCAUGAAGCUUUCCUUCGAGGAGGAGUACCGACGAGCCAUGAACGAAUUAGGUGGCCUGCAGGUGGUGGCGGAUCUCACCCACCUGGACCAUGACAUGUACGGAAUGCAGAACGAUCCCAUCAACAUGGCGCUGAGACGUUACGCAGGAAUGGCUCUGACCAACCUCACGUUUGGAGACGUCGUCAACAAGGCGACCCUGUGCUCGAAGAAGAGCUGCCUCCAGGCUCUGGUGGCCCAGCUGGCCUCAGACAGCGAGGAGCUUCAUCAGGUGGUCUCCAGCAUCCUGAGGAACCUGUCCUGGAGGGCCGACGUCAGCAGCAAGAGAGUCCUCCGAGACAUCGGAUGCGUGUCUGCGCUGAUGACCUGCGCCCUGCAGGCCACUAAGGAGUCGACCCUGAAGAGUCUCCUGAGCGCUCUGUGGAACCUGUCGGCUCACAGCGUGGAAAACAAAGUGGCCAUCUGCUCCGUGGACAGCGCUCUGGGAUUCUUGGUCAGUACGCUGACGUACCGCUGUCAGACCAACUCACUUGCCAUCAUCGAGAGCGGAGGGGGGAUCCUACGAAACGUGUCGAGUUUGGUCGCCACACGAGAAGACUACAGGCAAAUCCUCAGGGACCAUAACUGCCUCCAGACUCUGCUGCAGCACCUGCGCUCCCACAGCCUGACCAUCGUGAGCAACGCCUGCGGGACUCUCUGGAACCUUUCAGCUCGGAGUCCAAAAGACCAGGAGCUGCUGUGGGACCUCGGAGCAGUCAGCAUGUUGCGCAACCUUAUCCAUUCUAAGCACAAAAUGAUAGCCAUGGGCAGCGCUGCAGCUUUAAGGAAUCUCCUCACCAAUCGACCCCUGAAAUAUAAGGAUGCUGCAGUCGUAUCCCCUGGCUCCUGCAUGCCCUCUCUCUACAUGAGGAAGCAGAAGGCUCUGGAGGCGGAGCUGGAUGCCAAACACCUGGCGGAGACCUUUGACACCCUUGAGAAACAGAGCCCCAAGCACUUGACCCUCAACAAGCCACUUCGGCACAUUGAGAGUCUGGUGAAGGAUUAUGCUUCUGAUUCUGGAUGUUUUGAUGAUGAUGAGGCUCCCAACGUCUCCAGCAGCCUGGACACUGGCAGCUUCUCUAUGCUGUCAAUGUUCCUCAACAACUCUAACUUCCUGCAGAACCAGCCUCGUAAGAGGGACAACGAACCUGAGAGGGAUGUAGAAACACAUCCGCUGAUCGAGAAGAGACAUGCACCUUCAGACGAUGUGGUAUCAGCCGCUGCAGAGAAGCUAGCAAAAAAGAUCACCAACACAGUUGCCAAGAUCGACAGGUUAGUGGAGGACAUCACCAUGCAGACAUCCUCGGAGGAUAGUUUGAGCCUCAGCUCUGAGGAUCACCUGGCAGACUGGCCUUAUGGACUAGAUGAUCUCAAUGAAACUAAAUCUUGCUCCCCCUGCCGUAUGUCUGAUACGAGCAGCCUGGCUCACAGAGAACGUCUCAGCCGAGCCCACGCCCUACUGCGCCUCAAAACUGCCCACAAGAGUGUCUCCACAGACAGUCUAAACAGUGGCAGCACCAGUGAUGGCUACUGUGGCAGCAAAGACCAGAUGCGACCUGCUCCAAGAGCCCUUAUGGUACAGAAACGACCCAACCAGCUGGAUCUUAAGGUGGCUCAUCAAGAGUACCUGAAUUUUGGACCUGUUGUCCUGACUGAGACUAGCCAGCAGGAUAUUCCGGAGCGAGAUUUUGUGGACAACAAAGAUGUGACGGUUCUAGAACUAAGCGACACAGAUUUAGAAAAGAACCAGGAUAAACCCCUACAAACACCAGUCAGUGCAUCCACUAAAGUCUCCUCCGAUGUCAGCAUGACUUCAAUCAAACUGUCUCCAUCUUAUCAGCAGGUCCCUCUCAUUCAAAGUGUGGCCACGUUUGGUGUCGCAAAGACAGCGAUCAACGUCCAGGCUGCCCAAGCAAUGAGGAGGCAAGCAUGGGUACCUACGGUCAUGACCGGGGGGAGCAUUACAAAAUUCUCCCCGAUGGCAUCCAGCAGAAGCCCAACCAUCGCCACGAUGGAGACAGUCCAGAAGUACUCAGUAGAGAACACACCAAUCUGCUUCUCCCGCUGCAGCUCACUGUCCUCCCUCUCUUCUGGUGACGGGGCACUGGAUGGACAAAGUGAAAAUGAGCUGGAGAGCGACUCGUCUUUAGAAAUUAUUGAAGUGGAGGAUGGAGAAGUGUUGCAGAGAACUGAAGAGGAUGAAACCUUAGAGGAUCUGAGUGACAGCCAGCUGCUGAUGACUGACUCUAAAACCUUCCCAAUUAAAGAGACGGAGCCGAUUGAAAUCCCCCAUCCUAGUAAAAGGGAAAAGGUUUUCCUCAGAGGAGCUUCACCGGCUGCACUUGAUGACAGAUCUCCAUCUAGUUCAUCUGAGAACUACAUCCAUGAGACACCCUUGAUAAUGAGUCGCUGUAGCUCAGUCAGUUCCCUGGGCAGUUUUGACUCUCCCUCUAUAGACAGCUCAAUCCAAAGUGAUCCAUGCAGUGAGAUGAUUGAUGGGACAAUUAGUCCCAGCGAUCUCCCCGACAGUCCAGGGCAAACAAUGCCACCAAGCCGAAGUAAAACUCCAUGUUGUGUCGAGCCGAAUGGAACAGAGACACAGACCUCAGGAAACGCUGGCCAGUGGGAAAGUAGCCUGCGGAAGUUCAUGGAGAUCACAGACUCGAAGGAAAGGUUUAAUCUUCCUCCUGAUCUGGACACAAUGAUCUACUUCACGGUGGAAAAACCCACUGAGAACUUCUCUUGUGCUUCGAGCUUAAGUGCUCUGCCUCUCCAUGAACACUACAUACAGAAAGAAGUGGAGCUGAAGUUGACCCCCCUGCUCCAGCAAAACGACAAAAACCUUCCGUUUCCUGAUGAGGACGAGCAAGGACUCGACCACGGGGAAAGAUACAGUGAGGGCAACUCAGACGAUGACAUCGAAAUAUUAAAAGAAUGCAUCAACUCAGCAAUGCCCUCCAAGUUCAGAAAAGUAAGACCUUCCCUGAUGACCACAAUCCCUUCUCAUAUUCUCAAUUCCCGAAAACAGAUUCAUCUUCCUGUGUACAUGGUGCUCCCGAAUGGAAAAACACAAAUGUGUCCUGGAAGGAGAAUUGUCAUCCCACAAAAGGACUUCAAAUUUGACGAUUCAUCCUUCACUGAUUCUGCAGAAGGUACACCUGUUAACUUCUCCAGCACAACAUCGCUAAGUGAUGAAACACUUCAGUAUCCAGUGAAAGAGAGGGGGGCUAAGGACUGCACAGCUAAAGGUAUGAACAAACAUGAAGUGCUCGACGAUGAGGACAAGAGGAUUGAAGACUUGAGGAUAUUCUCACACUUCCACAAACCCAACAGGAUGAAUUACCCACCUGAGAUCAAAAUGAACCGAGCCACCAAACAUGUGAUUCCCACUCAGAGGGUCCUGAUGCAGAGCAAAGAGGUGGCUGAUCGAGUGGCGAGCCAGAGAAAUCGUGAUCAUUCUCCAAACCAACAAAAGAAGAAGCAAGGUCAAGGCACCGUCAGAAAACUGGACCUGCCGGUCAUAAAGCAGAACUCAGAAGGGAACCUUAAUGUGGGAUCACAAAGAGGAAACACAAUAUAUCGACAGACGACGCAUUCUUCAGAGGACAGUUUCUACGAUGACAAUAAUGAAAUUGAUGAAACAUUGAAGCGAACGAGUCGAAGACAGAUCAGGGAAGUGAGUAGAAACACUCUCUCCCGGAGUAUGACCAAUGUUGGCAGGCUUGAUAAUUCCCAAUCGAAGGCCAGAGGAUUUAACAGGAUUAAACAGAAUCUGAUGAAGGAUGAGUCUCUGGGAUGUUACUCACUCAGCUCCUCUCUUAGUUCACUGAGUGAUGCCGAGUUUGAGGAUCACAAAUCAAAAGCCCAACAAAUAUGGUACAAAAACAGACACAACAAAACUCUGAAUAUGAUGCAACAAACAAAGUCGAUGACCAUUCACAGCCAGUAUGAAGAGCAAAGCUCACCAAGCUCCGUCAGCAUGGAUUCAGAGGAUGACCUCCUUCAGAAAUGCAUCACGUCUGCCAUGCCCAAGCAGAGGAGGAAGCUUGCUGCCAGGAGGAAGAAAGCUGAAAACACUCAGAAACAAAAAGCAUCUGAUCUCUGGAACAUGGACGAGGAAAUGGAUAGUGACGACACGGCAUGGGAUAGAGAUUCCGACCUCAACAGUGUUGAAUGGAGAGCCAUUCAGGAAGGUGCUAAUUGUGUUGUCAGUGGGCUGCAGGCCUCCAAGUCUCAAGAUCCAUCCUCUGAGGAGACGGAAUCAGUCCUGUCCUUCAUGUCAACCUCCAGCUUUACACCCAAAGAAAGGAAGUUUGCUAAAGACAAAAAGGUAAAUAAACCUUUAGACUUCGCACAACGCAAGCCAGUUGCAAACUUACCUGUGGUUUUCAGAGGCAGGACGGUGAUUUAUACACCAAAAAAAGAGACAUCUCCAUCACAAAUACCUCCACCCAGAAAAGUUCCAACAAAGACAGAUGCUCCAAAGAACCCAAAUCUGGCUCAGCACAGAUCUAAGAGCCUUCACCGACUGGGCCGUCCCCAGGACAUAGAGCUGUCUUUGCCAAAGAGGAGCUCUACUCCACCUCCAAGGAUACCAAAAAGUUCAUCCUCUGGAUCGUCACAAAGCUCUACAGCCUCCAAACAGACUCAGAGGAAGAUAACAUCGCCGAUUCAGACAAAAAAACCCAUCCAGAAAAAGAACGCCACACCAGCUAGCAGUCCCCCUGAAAGGAAGGGACGAUCUCCUGUUGUGAAUCAAAAUGAAAGAUCACCACCACCUAAAACUCAGAAGUCACCUGUCCGAAUCCCUUUCAUGCAAAGUUCAGGCAGACAACCCAGACCUCUGUCACCGCUAGUGACCGAUCAAACAACCACCAGACAAACCAGUCAGGUCAAUGGGAAAAGGGUUCUGCCCCCCAAUCGAUUUGACCUGGUUAGGAUGACUUCUGUCCACUCAAGUGGUGUCGAGACUGAUCGCAGUGGGUUCUUGAGACAGCUGACUUUCAUUAAGGAAUCAAAGACUGUGCUGAGACGUGAUGGAUCUGUCCGCAAGAUGCCUGGAUCCCAGAAUGGAUCUCCCCGCAGAGCAGUUCCUGGAGCUUCAGCUGUCUUCCUUUGCUCAUCCCGCUGUCAGGAACUUAAGGCAGCUGUGCAAGGCCCAAGAAGGAUGCAGGUCAAAGGUCCAGGACAAGCUCAGAUAGUCCACAGACAAGACUGUUGCCUUCAGAAGCAGUCUACAGCCCUCUGUAGAGCAACUUCUAGUGAAAGGGAUCUAUCAGGCAGACGUCAAGCCAGGAGGACUAGCUCAGAAAGCCCCUGCAGGGUGGCUCAGAGAACUGGGCCUGGCAGGGUGUCCGGAGUCAGGCGUCAACAAGACAAAGAUAAUUUUAAACGUCACGCAUCAUCACCAAGCAUUAACAUACUGAGCCGGGUGACCAGCCGUUCUUCCCUCCGCUCUUCGUCUUCUGAUUCAAGUGGAAGAGCGAAGAGCGAGGAUGAUACAAAGAAGAAAGGUCAGCGAUCCUCGUCUCGGCUGAACGACAGAGUGACCUGGAGGAGAAUCAGGGAUGAAGAUGUACCUCAGAUCUUGAAAAGUACCCUGCCAGCUAAUGCAUUACCUCUGGUGCCUUCUCCUGACGGGGAAAAGCCAAAGCUGCCAGCGCUUCCAGGAAAACUGCCAACCAUUCUCCUUGCAUCUCGCAAGACAAGUGACGCAACCGUCCAGACAGAAGAUUUUACCAAUAACAAGACCAACUCGAGCACCUCUCCGACGGUCCAAACUGCACCAGAAGUGGCACAACUCGCCCUUUUCAGGAAGAUCAGUUCAGCCCCAGGUAGUUACCUCCAGGAUGGUGAUGCAGACGGUUCCCUGAGAGGCCACAGCACCAGAUCUACAGGAACAUCAGACAGCCACGUGGGCGGAGUUGUUCAUUUCCGCCACGGUUCCCCUAGCAAGGCUGUCCGAGUUACCCCGUUCAACUACACCCCCAGCCCCCAGGCCUGCUGCCUGCAGGACGCAAAGAGCCAAGCUGCCACCUUCAACGAGAAGUCCGGGGAGAAGAGUGAGUCCUAAGACGUUUAGUGAAUUACAGGACGACUGCAUUGUGUUCCUGAUUCAAUCUCUCAAACACUCAGGUGGACAGAUGAGGAGUGCGCUGGUCCCUAUACCUCGGACAUUGACCCUUUAUUUUCCCCAUUCACUCCAUUCAAGUUUGAUCAUAGCUUCCAUUCGAACAGGGUUGGAUGUUUGCAUCAAGACAGGUCGGACAUGAACGGACACACAAUAACUUUUAGAGAUGCACUUCAGAGAAAAGUCUCCCCUGAGUAGGAAGUGCAUCUUUUUGUACUUUUUUGUAUUUGUAGAAUAUUCAUUGCCUGGUAGAAGUGUAGUGAAACAAAAAGCAAAAGACAAUGAACUUGAUUUCAGCACACGAGUCACCAUCGGUCUCCAGGACAGAAUCGUUAACAAGAACAAUAUUAUGCAAACGUUAGAGUGAAAGCUCAGCUUGACUUUCACAAGGGACACAAACACACCGACAUGUAAAGUAUUUUUUACAUCUACGCCUCAUCACUCGAUAUGAGACACUGUUAACAUCUCCAGAGUCCAACUGGGUCAGAGGGAAGAUUUUUGAUUGAACAUUCGUUCAACUUAUUUGCAUUAUUACUUUGAAAUUAACCAGUUUUCUUUUGUUCUUGGGUUGAUGUGUUUUCACUUUCACACGACAACAGAAUAAAAACUGUUUACUACUAUUGAAAUGUAGAAGUAGCUCAAAACCUUCGCGAAGCUACAGGUAGAUGCACAAGCAAGACGGAAGAAGAACAUAAGAACAAACUAGUAACUCCAGGGGAACUGUGGGGGGGGGGGGGGGGGGGUUAACUAAUCCAGAAAAUGUAAUAUUGUACAAAAUAUGCCUCAAUAUUAUUGCGAGCGGUUUAUAAUCUCAGUAAAUAGAGUCCUGUCCAACCUUAUAUACAGAGAUGAGAUGAGUAUCAUUCUUACUCUAUUAGUCUGAGGGGAUGAUUCAUGAAGAAUCCUCACGCUGACCCCUGCUGGACUGUUCCAUCACUGCAUUAGUAAAUAUUACAGCUGAUACUGUUAUUUUUCAACCUUUGGUUCCUCUGUGUCUUAAUACGUGUUGUAAAUAUCAUUCAUAUAUACAAAACCUUCCAAGCUUCCCAGUGUUGCUCCCUGACAGCAUGCUAAUAUAUUCACUGACUGUAAACACACAAUGACGUCGUUCCUCCGCGGUAACGAGAGCAUUACUACAAAUCUGUAUUAUUGUGCAGCAAAGACCUAUAAUGCUAUAAAGUGUGCGUGUUAGAUGAACGAAGCGACAACGCGCCUUGUUGGAGUAUUUCCUGUUAGGAGAUGAACAGAUGGUUUGAUUGGCUGAUGGUCGACAGGCGUGUGUCCUCUGGAAGUCUUUACAAACGCGUUAAUAUCUGCUUUACUGUGUUGCUGUAAAAGUAGCGGUAGGUGGAGAAGAAGUCGAACAUUAAUACGAUGAGUAUUCUCUGUAGUUGUUCCCUCACUCGUCCAUGUGUGCUCAGAGACAGGGACAGGACGGACGUGUCCACCCUGAGGGGCUGUUUAACGUUCUGUAUUUACCUGUUGUUUCCACAGCAUGUUUUCAAUAUGAAGAAAACCAAGUAGCUUUUAAAAACAAACCGUGCAGGUCUGUCGCGAGGUCAUCAAGACAGAAAGACACUCAGACGUUACACAUGAGCUCAAAUAGGAGUCAAGUGUGUGUUUGUGAAAUGAUCACAUUCAAAGUCUGACAAUCUUCCUGACAUGUUCCUCACGUGCUCUGGAGGUUCUGGAUGUGAUAACAUGUAUGAGUCUGUGUCUCUGGACAUUCUCUGGAUCUUUUCCUGAAGCUUCCUGGUAAAGUGAGUCCAUGUGAGAAACAGCUGGACAAUGUCUGGUGUGUCAACCUGCCAGUGACUCGUAGCUAGAGCCACAACAACUUAUGGUUUAAUCAAUUCAUGGAUUGACAUACAGCCGUGUGAGGAGCUCUUCAACAUAUGAACUCAAAUAAAUUCAACAAAAUGAAAUAAAAUGUGACACUUAACAAUUUCACACAUUUACAAACACGUUUCUGAUUAGUUCACAGGUUUAAAGGUGACAAGAAACUUUCUGAUCAUCAUUUCACUAACUUUUUUUGAUCUUAUUUAAGCUCAUGACUGAAAGUUGAAGUUCUAAACUUUGCAGCCGUGUAUUUUAUACUCGGACAGAUUGUUGGUGAAAAUCCUUUUAACAGCCCCACGAUGAAAACUGUGUGACUGAGACAAACGGGGAAUCAAGCUCCAUCAAAAGGUCCUGAAGUUUGUCCACGCCCCCGUCAGCGUCCUCGUUCACACCCGGCUGAGAUCAGGUGAAUCUGAACUCUCGGUUGUUUGAGUUCACUCAAAAAGUGGAUGUUGGACUUUUGAUGGCUCAUCAUUCGGAGACUCCUCAGCCGACUGAGAUCCUUUACAUUCAUGUGGUUUUGUCUGCAUCAGGUACAUUGAGGGACGAUGGGGGACAUCCCCUUGAACGUCUCACAAAUCUGUCAGUUCAACAAAUAUUCAUCAUUGACUUAGGAAAUAAAUGAUUCUGUAUUUAUUCAAUCUAAUAAAUAGAUCUCAGCCCUUUGUAUGUGAAUGAGGCCGUGGAGGUGACGCUGUCAUGUGAAAGAGGCAAAGCAACAGACGUGUUUCAUUAUAUAUGUUUUCAUCUAAUAAAGAGUGACGUGUUUCCUUA
Molecule: messenger RNA, 10254 nt
Organism: Platichthys flesus (European flounder)
Lineage: Eukaryota; Metazoa; Chordata; Actinopteri; Pleuronectiformes; Pleuronectidae
Gene: apc2
Product: APC regulator of WNT signaling pathway 2
Exons: 13
Coding region: 16-7584 (2522 amino acids)
Biological process (GO): Wnt signaling pathway; cell fate specification; regulation of cell differentiation
Cellular component (GO): beta-catenin destruction complex; cytoplasmic microtubule; catenin complex
Molecular function (GO): gamma-catenin binding; microtubule binding; beta-catenin binding
Source: RefSeq, a predicted model, not a curated record